AUGGACAUUAAGAACAUGCGAAAUGAAUUCAUUCUAGAGGAAGAAAUCAACGUUUUUGAAGAAUACAAAUCAUACAUAAGCGAUAGUAACAAUAAUGAUCCAGUUAUAGAAAAAAAAAAUUCAAAUAAUUCAAGCAAAAAUUAUAAUGAGGAAGAGGAUGAAGAAGAAGAGGAUAACAAGCAUAGAGAAAUAAAAGCAAGUUUACGAAGUUUGCACAAUGAUGAACAUAAGGGAAAAUCGAAAAUGGAUCAAGUAGAAAUAAAUUGUGCUGAGAAUGUCAAUAAAGUAGAAACAGAAACCCAUGAGAACAACGAAGAUGACAAUUUAAAUGGUCGAAAAAAGGGAAUCUCAGCGGGAAAAAGUUCCCUUGAAAAUAUAGGAAAUAAAAAUGUAUCAGUAAAAGAGAAAAUGAGAGAGGAUCCUUGUUAUGUUCCAAAGGAAGCAAGAUAUUUUUUGCAUGAUAACAGAUUCGAAAACAGUGAUAAUAAAAACAAGAAGAAAAUGAAUGAUAAAAAAAAAUUAGGUAAUAAUAAAAUCAGUUACAUAGAUGAGAAAAGGUGGAAACAUGAUUUAUUUUAUGAUUAUAAAUAUAAUGAAUAUUAUGGAAAGGAAAGAAGUUCUAACAAAAAAUAUAGCAGUGGUGCUUAUAGCAAUGGUGCGUAUAACAGUAGUGCUUACAACAGUAGUGCUUACAACAGUGGUGCUUACAACAAUGGUGCUUAUAACAGUGGUGCGUAUAACAGUGGUGCGUAUAACAGUGGUUCUUAUAACAAUAGAUAUUACGCAUCAAAAAAUAACAAACAUGAUAAAAAUAAUUACUCCAUGUCUUACAAAAAUAAUAAGGAUAAUUAUUACUACGACAAUAAUCGCCUGAAAAAUUCAAAAGUAUUCAGUUAUCAUAAAUAUUAUGGAGAUUAUAACAAAAUAAAACUUCCAAAUGUUAAAAAAGAUAACAAAACAUACACUAGCGUGUGUGAGAAGAAGCACUCAUAUAUGUUAUCAGAUAAGAAAAAUGUUCAGAAAUCCAUUCAAAAAAACGAAAAAAUUAGGGAAGAACAAAAAGAAGGGGAAGAAGAAGAAGAAGGAGGAGGGGAACCUACCCUUUCUGAUACCCAGUUGCAUUCAGAUGUUGUUGAUCUAUGUCCAUCAGAUGAUGCUCAUGCAGAAAGUGCCAAUUUAGAAAAAAGAACGAAGAAACAAACACUUCUCAAGAAGUGUAAGAACGAAAAGGAUAAUGAUUUAAGUCUCAGUGGAAAUAGAAAGUUAGCUAAUGGAAAGAAUGGACAAAAUGCAGCGCUAGAACUUGAUGUGAUUGCUGAUUUACAAGAAUGUGACGAAAAAUCAUCAGCAAGUAUCAAUAAGGAGGACGAUCGAAAUAGUCAACAUGGAGGAAGGAAAGGUGAAAAGGGUACAAAGAACAAAGGAUUGGAAAAUAGGGAACAGAAAAGUACAUACAAAAAAGGUGUACGCAGAAGCGGAGUGAAAGAAACAGAGAUGGAUAAAGAAGAAGACGAAGAGGAAGAAGAAAGCAAGCGAAAAGACACAAGUAAAAAAAAAAUGAACACGACGGGGGAAAAGGAAAUCGAAAAAGGUACCCAAAGAAAUAAUGAAGGAAAAAAAUCUAUAACUUCUUACAAAUCGAAGACAAGUUACAAUAACAGUAAUAACAAUUAUUAUAUGAUGAAUGAUCGAGGUGCACAGAACAAACAUCAAGGAGCACGAUUCGUUUACACGAGGAAUGAAAAUUAUGAAUUCCAAUCAUUAUUAAAAAAGAAAUAUACUAGUAAAAGAAAUCAUCUGUAUGAGGAGAAUUAUUACAACAUAAAUUCAUACACCAAUAGUAAAGUGAGCAAUGCAGAUUACGCAAGGAAGAGCUAUACCACGAAGAACAAAAAUUUUUGGUCCAAUAUAAGUUCAAAUAAUAUAGGAAGUACAAACAUCAACUAUGGUAACCAUAACUACAACAAUAGUAAUAUGAACAGUGGGAACAGCAAUUACAAUCGCAACAAUCAACAUACGUAUAAUGAGAAUGAAAAGAGCAAUAUAAAUAAGUUACACAAUGAUGAUGAUUAUAUCAGGGGGAAAAAUUCUUAUCCCAAUAAAGACAAAGACGUCAGCACUGUAAGCAGAACCCAAACGGAUAGAGAUAAAGGUAAUCAGAAGUAUAGUGCUUCCAAGAAAUAUGCUAAUAAUAAUUGUAGUAUUAUUAAUUUGAAUAAAAAAAAAGAAACAGAUUAUGAACACAACACUGAAGAGGAAGAAGUAGAAGUAAAAGAAGAAGUAGAACCAGAAAUAGAAGCAGUGGCUAUGAAGAAAAAUAAAUAUGUCAAUAAGCAAAAAAUAGGAGAAAAAUCUACCAUAAUAAAUGCAGGAAGCAGUGAUGAACGUGUUAUGGACAUUGAGAUAGGAAGAGGAAAUUAUACAAAAAAAAAAAAAGGGAAUCACCCAAGAACACAUGAAUACACAGCAAAUGGAUUUAAAGAAAAAGGAAAACGUCAAAGUAUAGAUGAUUCAUUCGAUAAAGAAAAAGAAAAGCGUCAAAGUAUAGACGAUUCAUUCGAUAAAGAAAAUGAAAAAAGUUCAAGGAAAUGGGAUGAUAACAGAUAUCACAAAGAUAGUAAGAAGGAAACGGAGAAAUAUGUAUCAAAUGGAAAGAAUACCAAACAAGGAAAAUAUGGUUAUAAUAAUAAGUAUGUAAAAACUUACAUGAAUAAAGAUAUAAUCAGGAGAAACCGUGUGCACGAUAGUAGUAAUAGCAAUGAUAUGGGCAGCGUUGUGAAUGACAUUGAAUCAGCGCGCGUGAAAUUGAGAAGUGAUCCAAAAUUGAGAAGUGAUCCAAAAUUGAGAAGUGAUCCAAAAUUGAGAAGUGAUCCAAAAUUGAGAAGUGACUCAAAAUUGAGAAGUGACUCAAAAUUGAGAAGUGAUCCAAAAUUGAGAAGUGAUCCAAAAUUGAGAAGUGACCCGAAUUUGAGAAAUAACAGCAUUGUUAGUGAUAACUCAGAAUUAGCACAUAUUGAAGACACUAACAAAGUAAAAGCUAAAAAAAUGAACGGUGUCUCUGAGACGACGAAGGGAAAGGAAGAUAGUAACCGUGGAAAGACCAAGGAUUACAGGAUUAAUAAAGAUGGUAAUGACAAAGAAUUUAAUUAUGUUGACGUGUAUGAUGAUGAUGAUAUUUAUAACUACAAGUCAACCAAUGAUGACGAAGUAACCAGCAAAGGGGCAAAUUAUACUGAAAUAAAUUCCAUCGAACAUAACUACUUUGGGAAGAGCAUUCCGGAUGUGAGCUACAAUGAAAAUAUUUUCAAAUGUGACUCAAGAAAAAACACAGCUAUCCAUGGAAAGGACGAAAGCAGGAUUGAGUCCAUAAGAGGGGGAAUGGAAAAUAAAAUAACGAGCUUAAAUCAUGAUAAAAAUAAAAAAGAAAACAAUGCAUUCAAAUCUCAUGGAGGAAACACAUACUUAAAGAAAAAAAAUAAAAAUCAACAGAAUUAUGAAACGAAUAACGAAAUCAGUAAUAACAAUAUGAAUAGAAAAAAAGACACAGACAAUAAUAAUACAUACACGAAACAACAGUCUCACAAAGGAUCAUAUACAAAUAUGAAAAAAAAAAAAAAAGAAGAAUUUAUAAAUUAUGCAACACAGCAUAAAGGAACAACAGUGGGAGGAAUAGGAGUAGGAGGAGUGAUGGGAAGUGCAUAUCAAAAUGGGAAAAUUUUUAAUUUUAAAAAAUACCAUGGUGAUUAUAACAAUAAUAAUGUGGAUACUAACGGAUCCGUGUCAUAUUCAGGUAAUAGAAAAAAUGCAUCAGGUCAACACGUAGGGAAUAAGAAUUAUCAUAAUAAUGAGAAACGGUAUGACGGAUAUACAAAUAGUGAAAAACAGUAUGAUAACACUUAUGCAAAUAAUAAUAAUAAUAGCUAUGGAGGUACGUACGGUUGUGACACUAAUUGUGUUGGAAGCGAUGGAAAUGUUAUCAGUAAUAUUAAUGGUCAUGCGAACGGUAAUAUUAACGGCCAUGCGAACGGUAAUAUUAACGGCCAUGCUGACAGUAAUAUGAAUGGUCAUGCGAAUGGCAAUAUUAAUAGCAAUGUCUGUGGCAACCAUUACUCAGAUAAUGGUGGCAACAGUAAUGGUAAUUUUUGCUACCCGGACAAUUUUUAUCCUCCCAAUGCUACUAGUUAUGUUGGAGAAUAUCCUGCCUUUUUUAAUGACAAUCGUUACAUGAACAGUCACCCAUUGAAUGACCAUUACAUGAACGGUACAUACAUGGGGAAUGGCUACGUGAACAAUCAGAAUUACAUAAAUGACCCCAAUUAUAUGAACAACUCGAACUACAUGAACAAUCAGAAUUACAUGAACGACUCAAAUUAUGUGAACGAUCCAAAUUACAUGCGAAAUCGUAACUAUAUAAACGAUCAGAAUUAUAUGAAUGAUCCAAACUACAUGAACAGUCAGAACUACAUGAACAACCAGAAUUACAUGAACAAUCAAAACUACAUGAAUAAUCAGAACUACAUGAACAUGAACAUGAACACUCCAAAUUAUAUGAACGACGUAUAUGCCCAUGAUAUGUACAUGAAUAAUACAUAUAUGAAUGGAAACAGUACCUACUACUAUGACCACCCAUAUUCUAACUACCCUAACGAAAAUGAUUACUGUCAUUACAGCGAUAAUAAUAAAUAUAUUAAGCAAUAA
Molecule: messenger RNA, 4698 nt
Organism: Plasmodium gonderi
Lineage: Eukaryota; Apicomplexa; Aconoidasida; Haemosporida; Plasmodiidae
Exons: 1
Coding region: 1-4698 (1565 amino acids)
Biological process (GO): mRNA processing
Cellular component (GO): exon-exon junction complex
Molecular function (GO): mRNA binding
Source: RefSeq, a predicted model, not a curated record